Molecule: messenger RNA, 576 nt
Organism: Fusarium coffeatum
Lineage: Eukaryota; Fungi; Ascomycota; Sordariomycetes; Hypocreales; Nectriaceae
Exons: 5
Coding region: 1-576 (191 amino acids)
Molecular function (GO): methyltransferase activity
Source: RefSeq, a predicted model, not a curated record
AUGAUGGAUGCCGAAGAUGGAACCGUGCCCUUGGACGAAACGUUCACCGAGAUAGUCGAGCAUUGCGGACGCACUUACCAACAUUACUCCCUAACGAACGUAUCGAAAUCGUCUGCAGGAGGUAACGAGUUUCGCCAGGAUGAAGUUUCGCGCCUUGAGUUGAUGCACGGAGUUCUGAGCGGCCUCUUCGACGAACGCCUCAUAUUCCCUCCGAUCAGGUCUCCAAAGAGAGUGCUUGACUGUGGCUGUGGCACUGGAGAUUGGGCGAUGGAAGUCGCUACACAAUAUCCUGAUUCCGAGGUCCUGGGCAUCGAUGUGAGCCCGCAUAUGAUACCAGAAAACCCUCCAGACAACAUGGAGCUCCAGGUUGACGACUUGAACGGAAGAUUCACCUUUGAGUCUAACCACUUUGAUCUCGUCCACAGCCAAAUGGUAGCAGGAGGGAUCCAUGCCAAUCGAUGGAGAAGUUAUGUUCGAGAUAUUUUCCGUGUCCUGAAGCCUGGCGGUUGGUGUCAGAUGGUCGAAAUAUACUUCAAUGCCCAAUCCGAUAAUGGCACACUAACACCAGGUGAGUAG